Messenger RNA from Trichoderma virens Gv29-8, 1289 nucleotides. RefSeq lists its product as uncharacterized. Lineage: Eukaryota; Fungi; Ascomycota; Sordariomycetes; Hypocreales; Hypocreaceae. The transcript has 2 exons. Gene Ontology annotation, cellular component: nucleus. Gene Ontology annotation, molecular function: transcription coactivator activity; chromatin DNA binding. The coding region runs from base 232 to 990 and encodes 252 amino acids. The record is from RefSeq and is a predicted model, not a curated record. Gene Ontology annotation, biological process: positive regulation of DNA-templated transcription.
UCCUCUCUCUCUUCUGCUGAGCAUCUGCUUUGCUUUGCCUUGCCUUGCCUCGCCUCGCCUGCCUGCCUGCCUGCCUGCCUGCCUGCCUGCCUGCCUGUCUGCUUCCCCCAUCUCGUCUGUUCUACAUCGUUUGCCUUUGUUCGCCUGCCAGAGAGUUGUUCUGGCCACGGCGUCUGCCCCGCUAUCGAGCCCAGAGGUUCAUGGAACCAUGUGCCUGGGCCCCGCCCCAAGAUGAACAAUCCUCAUGACUAUCUUAUCUCGAGCGCCCCGAGCGCGCCUCCCCCGCGGCCGAUCGAUCCUAACAGUGCCGAUAGUUGGGUGAUGCUCAACCAGGGCGGAUUUGUAAAGCUGCAAAACGAAUCAAUCCUGUACAAGCUCGAUUCGCGCAUAUCAUGCGAACUGUCUGUCCCCCAGGAGCUUAGAGCUCGCUGCGUCCCGUUCCAGCGCAAGAGUGACAAGGGAGCGCUUUUCCUGACCAGCAAGCGGAUCAUCUACCUCCCCGCAAAGCCAACCCAGGAGCCAAAGUUCGAGUCCUUCAGCGCUCCCAUCCUAAAGUUCCAGGACUCAACGACCUCCUCGUCCAUGUGGUGGGGAUGGGUUUGGAAAUCAGACUGUAUCCCCGUGUCAGGCGGCGGAAUUCCGCCGGAGCUGCCUCGCGUUGAGGUCAAGUUCACUUUCUCGGAUGGCGGCAUGAUGGAGUUCAAUGAGGCUUACAUUGGCCUGCGAGAGCGCCUCUUCCAGUACCAGGAAAUGCGCAGGGAGCUGGACGGCAGCGUCCCAGACGAAGAUUUGCCUGCCUACGAGCAACAGGGCCCGACUUCAUCAGAGCAGUUGACCGUCCCACCCCCUAACCGCUCAGACAGUUCCGCGAGCCGCCGUGCUCCCAACGAGCCGCCGCCAAACUACGACGAGGCGCAAGCCCAGCAGCUCAGCAACCGGCUGGAAGACCACAUUCGUGGCGAGGUUGACCGUGGUGCCGAAGAAGAGUAGACGGAAUAAUGUGUGCUCCGUAGCGAAGCCAAGCCUGGGUGAAACGAUUAAUGAGACUACGAACAAUCUCUGUUGUGAUUUUGCGCUUGCUUCUCUAUGGAAUGGACCAACUUUGCCAGCUCGGUCUAGUCGCCGUAAUAUGUUGCUUUUGGAUGGAUUUGGAUGGCGCCGGAAGUACAAGAACUAUAUUCGAACCAUGGGUUUAUUACAGAUGGACAAGGGGUUUUUUUAUUAGAGCCCGCCAGGCCCUACUUUUGGAGGGCCUGGUUUGAUGAAAUGCCAGUUUUUGUUUUUUUGGG